GGGGCAAUCUGGAGGGUGUCCUUUAGCCCUCUGCCCACAGAAGCUGCACCGGUGCAAGUGGCACUGAGUUUGCAGGAUGAGGGAAAAAAGAAGGUCUGGCUUAGGGGCAUUACCUGCAAAAGGGACUUAGUUUUCUUAGUGCAGGCCUGCUCAGAGCUCCAGCCAGCCUCUCGCUUUCUUUAACAAACAGCUGAUUACGGCAGCUAGAGAUGGCAUCACGUGAUCUGGGGUAAACAAGAGCGAGCAAGGGAGGAUUCCCCAACUCUCCUGACCCUACUGAGUAAGACUCGGCGUUUCUUCCUCGGGAAGAUCCUGUUGGGAUGAUUUCCAGUUGAAUCGCUGAUCUCAUACAAACAGGCCUUGUGACACACCAAGACCCAGAGUCCUUUUUACGGUGCCUGGCCUCGCUUCUGCAGCUGUGAUCAGGAACUCUGCCUGCCGCUGGCUUCUCUCCCGCCGCCCGUAUGGAUCCCAGGGGCCCACGGUUCUUCCUCCUCCACCUCCUGUUUGCCUCUGUCCAGCUGUGUGAAAUCCCCGGAAACCAUUCUAAUCUCAUCGAGUCUUUAACCAAGGACCUCUUGAGACUGACCGAGGAUGUGUCUGAGGAGCCCAACCCCAGCGUCUACCUGGGCCUUCGCCUUUCUGCCAACCACAGCCUGGAGAGGGAGAGCCGAUACUUCCAACGCCUGUGGGACGUCUUUCAGCCUCAUCCCAGAAGGGCCAGCACACUCAAUGCCGUCAGCUUCCAGGAGCAACCCAACACCGGCCUCCUGGCUCUGUAUCUCCUAGCCCUGCGGGCCGCGUGCCACAACAUGGAGACAGUCGAUGGGAGAGGCCUCGUGACCCAACUCAAGCUUCACUUGCAUAAGGAAAAACAGCAGAUCGGCCCAGAGGACAGCAGCCGUCCCAUCACCAGCUAUUACCAGUACGGCCUGGGCGUCUUAGCCUUGUGUGUCCACAACAAGCAAGUCGAUGCCCACGUCAUCCGCAAGCUCCUGAAUGCAGAGAAGCACGACAAAUUCAAGCACGAUGACAAGCUCUCUGUAGAUACGGAGGCGAUGGCCGGGCUGGCUUUCUUCUGCUUGGGGAAGUCCACUUUCUACUCCCAGCAGCUGUUGGAGGACCUUGGCCAGGCUGUCCAGAGAGUGAAGCAGAAGAUCUUUGAGUCUUGGGACGAGAAUCCCGAUGCUUUUGGGAACAUCUACAGCAGCCCCUUGGCAGUGCAGUUCCUGAUUGCAGAGGGGACGAGCAAGGACAAGCCAGAGUGCUCCAGAGCCGUGGGGGCCCUGCUCGAGAGCCUGGAGCGAGGCGGCUUCCGAAACACCCUCGUUGGGUCCCAGUUGCUGCCUGCGCUGAACGGCAGGAGCUACGUAGACAUCGCCAGCAUGGAGUGCAAAGUGGAGACAGGCACAGGCCAUCUGGAAGUCAACUCCUUGCCUCUUGAGCCAGGGGCGACCGGUCAAGGUGUCCAGAGUAUCACUGUCCACCUGAUGGUGAAGCGCCCGCCCCGGCGAAUGCUGCUGUACAACGGUCUCCUCCAAGUGCCUCUCGGCUCUUCCCUGCUGGACGUGUUAAAAGCUGCGGAGAGGGGGCUCAAACCGUUCACCUUUGAAACCCAGCAGACCCUGUCCGGCCCCCUGCUCACGGCAGUGAUGGGGGUGAAAGCCCAGCCAGGGGAGCGCCAUUACUGGAAGCUUCUUCGAUACCCCAACACCAAGCUGGAGCAGGGUAUUGCAGACUACAUCCCAGCAGACAGAGAAUCCAUCCUCUUAAAAUUUGGCCCUUGGUAGAGAAAGCUCUAGUCACAGUCUCACCCUGUGCUGUUGGAAGAUGUCGUGCAGAAGCUGCAAACGGUCCCUUUCCUGGUCUUUCAAGUUCUGCCACCUUUUCCUUCACUUACUGACACAACAGUCAAUUCACAUUUCUUCUCAAUAAGCACACAAACUCUGCAGACGCUGGACCCUCAGAAAACCGAUUGCUUAAGCCAUGCAUGAAAAUGCAAGGACGCUACUGGACAUAUAUGCAGACAUGAACCAGCUUUGUUGAUCUUGAUUUUGGAAUGAAACACCCCUGCAGGUCUGGUCAAGGAUAUUCUGUCACCCAGGUGGGACUGACUACCCAGUCCAGAUGCCUUGCGGUUCUGCAGGUAGUGCUGGAGGUGGCCUAUAGCCGUGUCUGGUGGCUAUGGGCCACCUCCAGCCUCAGAGUCAAGAUGCCACUAAAUCCCAGUUGCAGGGGAGCAACAGCAGGAGAGAGAGGGGACAUGCCUUCAUCUCCUGCUUGUGGGCUUCCCGGAGGCAUCUGGUGGGCCAGUGUGUGAAACAGGAUGCUGGACUAGAUGGGCCUUCUUGAGCCUGAUCCAGCAGGGCUCUUCUUAUAUUUUAAUGCAAUUCCUUCAAGGCUGCAAAAUCAAACUGGGGCCCACUGUCGAAUCGCACCCGUGAUGCAGUGGUGCCCAUAAAACCGUGCCAUUUGGAGAGACCCCUUGAUGUCCUCAUGCAGUCAGGCUGGCCCUGAGCCACCAACAUUAGGUCUGGGUUUUGUGUUGUGGGGUGGGGAGAGGAAUGCUCUGCGCUUUAUAGUAUGGCAAGACUGACCAAACAAGGGUGGAUUCUUCAAAUCCAGCAAUAAAAAAUGUGAAUUGUU
Messenger RNA from Hemicordylus capensis (graceful crag lizard), 2646 nucleotides. It is a transcript of the gene TCN2, whose product is annotated as transcobalamin 2. NCBI's taxonomy places the organism in Eukaryota, Metazoa, Chordata, Lepidosauria, Squamata, Cordylidae. Bases 465 to 1790 code for a protein of 441 amino acids. Gene Ontology annotation, molecular function: cobalamin binding. The record is from RefSeq and is a predicted model, not a curated record. The transcript has 11 exons. Gene Ontology annotation, biological process: cobalamin transport.